This is a messenger RNA of Penaeus monodon (black tiger shrimp), 558 nucleotides long. Its product is annotated as phenoloxidase-activating factor 3-like. The record is from RefSeq and is a predicted model, not a curated record. Gene Ontology annotation, molecular function: serine-type endopeptidase activity. Gene Ontology annotation, biological process: proteolysis. Lineage: Eukaryota; Metazoa; Arthropoda; Malacostraca; Decapoda; Penaeidae.
AUUACAUUCAGCCCAUCUGCCUCCCGCCCGCCGGCUUUGACAUCACCGCCUUCCUUGGCGGCCGGGAGGUGACCGUGGCAGGCUGGGGCACCACCGAGAGGGGCCCGGACACGCAGGUGCUGCAGAAGGUACAGAUUCCCUUCGUCGACAAAGCGGAGUGUAACCCCCACUACGACAAUACCCUUGUGGACGAACAGAUCUGCUUCGGUGGUUCAGGGCGACGAGAUGCCUGUUUCGGAGACUCCGGAGGCCCGGUCUUCAUCAAUGAAAUCGCGACAGGAAGGUUUUCAUUGUUGGCGGUAGUGUCAUUCGGGCAGCCUUCUUGCGGAGUGCCAGGAGUGCCUGCUGUCUAUACUGAUGUGGCAUCGUACAGGACCUGGGUUAUAAACAACUUACGACCUUAAGGAAUCUGAGAACAAGUGUGCUUUUCAGGGAGGCCUCACGUUCAUCAUUGGUGACUUACGCAUACAUUUUUUAUUAAUUCCUUCAAUGCAAUAAAGAAAUAUCACAGAAAAUACUUGUGUGACCUACUACCUGCGACAGAAAUUUAUUCUUUAU